AUGUUGGACUACAGUGGUCGAAAGGACGGUAUUUUUGCUCAGGAGAACUUGUGGGACUUGAUAUACAAAGCCCCUAACCCUAGGUCAUCCCACAACUACUUUGUUCAUGUAUCCCAAGUGGACGAUGUUUCUCGCACGUGGCAAAAUUUACGUAAGAACAAGAAACGCCAGAUGUCCUAUGUGCAAGAACAAGAGAGACACGUCAAAGAAGUCGAUGAAUUCUUGUUCAAGCACGGAAGACUAUGUCGCCGUUGGAAAGAAGAGAAGGCAGACGACAGAUUACUGGAGCUGGAUGAGAUAAGAAAGGAGCGUAUUAAGGCGUCAGAUUGUGACAAAGCUAAAGGAAUUGGGCUGGGGAUCCCAUAUUGCUCGCGUCAAGGAUCUGAAGUCUUUCGCAAGAUGCGCACACGUGUUGCAUACGAGUUCGUACAUCCGCUCAUGCUUCCUGUAGAAUGGACAAAGAUCAAGGGAGAUAUGAUUGCGCUCAUGAGCAAGCAGAAUUCUAUGCUUCUGGAAUUGGACCUCAAGGACCUCCUUCUGGCUCGUCUCAAGCUCCUCGAGCGCUUCGUGUCCGCAUACUACCUUGAGUCGCCGCGAACACCGGCAAAGGAGCGCAUGCCCCGGUUUGCGGACAUAGCUUACUUGCCACAAUUUCGUCGGAUAAUGGAGGCCCCCAGUGCAAGCACAGGUACAGACCCGCUGGAACUCGCUGUCGUGAUGUUUGAAUGCUCCCAAUGCAGCAGCGUUCUCCAGUAUCCGAGCGUCCUCGGCCACGAGUGCAACGUUGCCGUCUUUGGGCCAGAAACGGAAAUAUACUUCAAGUUUGUGUGGGAUGUAAGUUACUCGCGGACAUUGCCCGUUGAGGCCUUCGAUGCCGUCGACAUCAGGAUCGCAUCGCAAAUCGUGCGUGCGUGCGGUAUGGACCCUGGGACGGCAACGCACGCCGAGAUGGAAACUUUAGAUCUACGGUUCUGCUGCCAGAUGGGCCCCGAGUUCUACGCUGGGGCACGGAUGGUGACGCGUUGGCGACAUGCGCUUACCUUAGCUCAUGAGGGCAAGAUAUGGCGUCUUGCCUCGGCGGAAGAAGAAGCGCAGGUAAAGGAACUCGAACGUUCCCGGGAUGAGGAAGCCGUUGAGUAUCAUGACCUGGGAGAAUACUGGUGCUGUGCAUACUGUGAUGACAUGUCCUACCGACUCGCUCGUCGGAGCGUCGUCAGAGCACACGUGCGUGACAGCCAUGGCAAGCCAGACCCUCGCGCGGAAGCGGGUGACUUCUACCUUCAUCCAGAGGGUGACUUGCAGGGGCAGAUCCCAGUCAUUUUGCUUGCCGAAGACCUUAAUCUGGAACCUAUCUGGGAUGACUCGAAGGAUCUGUUCGAGGAAAGGUAA
Molecule: messenger RNA, 1389 nt
Organism: Postia placenta MAD-698-R-SB12
Lineage: Eukaryota; Fungi; Basidiomycota; Agaricomycetes; Polyporales; Adustoporiaceae
Exons: 9
Coding region: 1-1389 (462 amino acids)
Source: RefSeq, a predicted model, not a curated record